AUGGUUACUACUACAACAUUUCAUUGUAUAUUCAGAUCGAUAUACAUUAGACAUUUGAUAUUCAAUCAGAUAGGUGUGAUAUCAAAUCGGUUGUAUUCAAAAGUUAAUGAACAAGGUUACAAAAGUAGUAGUCGUUCAAAUGAACAACAACGACAACUACGAUCACUAAAAGGAAAAGAUAUCAUUAAAUUACCUCGUCUUAAAAUGAUAUCAAAGUUUGGGUUACCUUGGCACUUUCUAAGUCAUUAUCUACCUAAAGAUAGAGUCGAUCUAUUAGUAUUGGAAAGAGCAAUCUCCAAAUACUGUUGUCAUCGUAAUGCAACAUUGGAUACACUUGAACGUCUAUUGGAAUGGUCGACUCUGGUUGACUUUAAUUGGAAUAUAUUGCAAAGAUAUAUGAAAGGAUUAGAAAGAAAUCAAGAGAUAUUGGAAUAUCUAAUCAAGAGGUGUCCUGCGAGUGGAUACAAUAAUUUUCUAUUCCAUUUUUUGGAAUUUGCGUGUAAUAAUGGUAAUCUCUCAAUAGUCAAGUCGAUAAAAUCUAUCAAAGAUGUGGUGGGACUAGACUCGACAUCAAUAAUAAUGUAUACUGCUUGUAUUAAAGGAUUCAUUGAUAUUGUAAAAUAUUUACAUGAGAAUCAUAAAAGUAUAGGAUGUGAUAGAGAUGCAAUGUUUCUUCAUUUUAAUAGAACUGAAGGGUGUACAAGAAAUGCUUUGAAUAAAGCAGCUGAAUAUGGUCAUUUAGAUAUUGUCAGAUUUCUACAUGAACAUCGAACUGAAGGAUGCAGCAAAGUAGCUAUGAAUGAAGCCAGUCGAAAAGGAUUCAUAGAUAUUGUAAAGUUCCUACAUCAACAUCGUACUGAAGGUGCAACUACCAUGGCCAUGGAUUGGGCCGCUCGAAACGGCUAUAUUGAAAUUGUAAAGUUCCUACAUUUCAACAGGACUGAAGGUGCGACCACUGAUGCUUUAGAUUGGGCUGCUGCAUGGGGCCACUUUGAAAUUGUAAAGUUCCUUUCAGAGCACCGUACUGAAGGUGCAACAAACGAUGCUAUCGAUGAAGCAUCAAUCAAUGGUUACACUGAAAUUGUAGAAUACCUUUCUCUAAAGAAAUAA
Cavenderia fasciculata is the source of this 1110-nucleotide messenger RNA. RefSeq lists its product as uncharacterized. NCBI's taxonomy places the organism in Eukaryota, Evosea, Eumycetozoa, Acytosteliales, Cavenderiaceae. Gene Ontology annotation, molecular function: protein binding. The record is from RefSeq and is a predicted model, not a curated record. The coding region runs from base 1 to 1110 and encodes 369 amino acids. The transcript is spliced from 3 exons.